Varanus komodoensis (Komodo dragon) is the source of this 2204-nucleotide messenger RNA. It is a transcript of the gene MUS81, whose product is annotated as MUS81 structure-specific endonuclease subunit. NCBI's taxonomy places the organism in Eukaryota, Metazoa, Chordata, Lepidosauria, Squamata, Varanidae. The record is from RefSeq and is a predicted model, not a curated record. The transcript is spliced from 16 exons. Gene Ontology annotation, cellular component: nucleus; Holliday junction resolvase complex. Gene Ontology annotation, molecular function: crossover junction DNA endonuclease activity; DNA binding; 3'-flap endonuclease activity. Gene Ontology annotation, biological process: mitotic intra-S DNA damage checkpoint signaling; resolution of meiotic recombination intermediates; double-strand break repair via break-induced replication. Bases 88 to 1839 code for a protein of 583 amino acids.
CCCGGCCCUUCCGGCGGCACCGCACGGGUAAAGGAGGCCAACGGAUCCGGCUGAAGUGCGAGAGAGGGCGGGAAAGGCGCCCGGGGGAUGCCGGGGCCUCCGCGGGGGUGCCCGAACCCCCUGUUCACGCGCUGGCUGCAGGAGUGGCGCGAUCAGGCCGCCGAGCGGGGGCGCGUCCGGACCCAGCGCGCCUACGAACGGGCACUGAGCUCCCUCCGCAAGUAUCCACUCCCCCUGCGCAGCGGGCGCGAGGCCCGGAUCCUUCAGUACUUCGGGGAACGGAUCUGCCGUCAACUAGAUGAGCAACUGGAGAAGCACCGCGGGGCCCAGGAUGCAGCAGGUGGGACAGAUCUGCAGGCCCCUGCUUCCUCUUGGACAGGACAAGAAGAUGGCCUCCCCAGCUGCAAAGGUGCCUCCAUCGCUGAUUUUCCAGCCCGGUGGCCGCCUUCGUGCUCCGACAAGCCCGAGCAGCAAUUAAAGGAAAAGCGGCACGGAUCACGCCAGCGCGGCAGGCGCUACGCCCCGACUCAGCGUUCGGCCGCUUAUGCGGUGCUGUUGGCCCUUUACCAGGACAGCAUGAGUUCUCACUCCAAGGGUUACCUGACAAAGCUGGAGCUGCAGAGAGCAGCACAGCCGCUGUGUGAUAAAUCUUUCACUCUGGUGGAUCCUGGGAAUAAGAACAAUGCUUGGUCUGCAGUCAGCACUCUGAUUCGCAAGGAGCUAGUCCUCAAGACCAAUAUCCCAGCCAGAUACUCUCUGACGGAGGCGGGGCUGGCCUUAGCCCAGGAGCUGGCAGGUUUGAGAGCGCCAAACGGUCAGGAGCCCAACUUCCCGGCAGCUGAAAUCAGAGAAGAGCUGCUGCUUUCGGAGGAAGACAGUAGAGAUGGGCACGUCCCGGACAGGCCUGGCUCUGUGGAGCCAGGAUCAGAGCCACCCAUGCCUCAGUUUACCCUUCAGCCUGGACAGUUCGACAUCAUCCUCUGUGUCGACAUCAUUGAGACCACGGGAGGCCCCGCAUCCCGGAAGCAGGACUUGGUGGACGAGCUCCAGCGCAACCACGUUCCCUUCAGCAUCCGGAAGCUGCAUGUCGGAGACUUCCUCUGGGUAGCCCGGGAGAAGGCCGCUCCUGCCCCAGGAGAGCCACGACGAUGCACAGCCCGGGAGCUGGUUCUGGACUACGUGGUGGAACGGAAAAGGAUGCCCGACUUGUGCAGCAGCAUUGUCGAUGGCCGUUUCCGCGAGCAGAAGUUCCGCCUGCGGCAGUGUGGAAUUUCCCACCCCAUCUACCUGGUGGAGGAUCUGAAUUCUGCACAACACCUCAGUUUGCCAGAAAAGACUCUGCAGCAAGCGAUCACCAACACCCAGGUGGUGGAUGGCUUCUUUGUCAAACGCACCCGUGACAUUCGGGAAUCCGCUGCCUACCUGACGCUCAUGACGCGGCACCUGGCCGCCCUGUAUGGGGACAAACGGCUGGUAAGCUGUACCAAGGAGGAACUGGACCAGGAACGCCCCCUGCAGGCCGGCGACGGCUCCUGCCGGCUCCUGACCUUUCCCGAGUUUAAUCAGGGGGCUGUGAAGAACAAGGCCCAGACGGUGAGCGAAGUCUUUGCCCGGCAGCUGCUGCAGAUCAGCGGCAUCAGCGGCGACAAGGCGGCCGCCAUUCUGGAGAGAUACAAGACCCCCGCCAGUCUGCUGGCCGCCUACGCCGCUUGCCAGACCCCGCGGGACCAGGAGCAGCUGCUGAGCAGCAUCAAAUGUGGGAAACUGCAGAGAAACCUGGGCCCGGCCCUGAGCAAGACGGUGGCCCAACUGUACUGCACACAGGGCCCCCUGCCUUGAAUCGCCUCGCAUCCCCGUCCUCCACCAGAACACGCCUUCCCCCGGCCAGAUUUGGCGAAGACCUGCCACAACAACACCUGUAUUGCACAGACAACGGCUGACACACACCCCUGUAAAAUGGGAUGCCCGGGAGUCACACGCGUGACCCCAUCACGGAAAUUUACCGGCCCGAAAAAGCACUUCUUUCCUGCCGGCGUAGAUCACGUGGAAUCAUGAUUCUGAUUUCGCAUCUCGAAGAGCGCGUAGGGACAGUUCCUGCUGGUGGUGCUUAGACUUGGGCAGGGCCUGUUCCAUCCCUUGGUUUUCUUCGUUUAAUCUCUUUUUUACUGUUUUUGGUAACCUAAUAAAAUUUUCUGCAACUUAAA